Molecule: messenger RNA, 2282 nt
Organism: Cucurbitaria berberidis CBS 394.84
Lineage: Eukaryota; Fungi; Ascomycota; Dothideomycetes; Pleosporales; Cucurbitariaceae
Product: ARM repeat-containing protein
Exons: 3
Coding region: 27-2177 (716 amino acids)
Biological process (GO): regulation of translation
Cellular component (GO): nucleolus
Molecular function (GO): mRNA binding
Source: RefSeq, a predicted model, not a curated record
UGCGCCUAUACAAUUCUACACCCAAAAUGGCCGGAAUAAAGCGUAAAUCUGCAGUACCGAGUGCGUCUGAAAGCAAGACCACCAGUAAGAAGGCCAAAGUCGAGAAGCCCACGUCUAAGCGCGAUUCGAAACACGAGGUGAAGCCUCUGAAGAAGUCGAAGCCUCUGAAAAAGUCGAAAGAGGUCCAGGAAGAAAGCCCCGCAGAGAUCGACGAAUCAGAUGCUAGCGAGGAAGCGAACGUCUCAUUCGGCUUCUCGGCGGGUCAGGAUGAAGACGAAGAGAUGAGCGAUGCAGACAGCGGCGAAGAAGUCGCGCAGAGUGGAAAGGGACAUAAGCGCGCGAAUGAGGAUGAGCUUCCGAAGUUCGAAAACUCGAACAACUCUCGAGAAGCGCAUGCCAAACAGAAAGCCCUUGCCAAAGAACGCAAGGCCGCGAAGCCCAACGCCGAUAUCAUUGAGCGCACGAAGAAGCUCUGGGAGAAACUCAGGCUCAAGUCACACAUCCAGAAAGAUGAGAGGAAGGAGCUUGUCAAGGAGCUAUUCGAGAUUAUAACGGGCAGGGUGAAGGACUUUGUGUUCAAGCAUGAUUCCGUGCGAGUUAUACAGACUGCGAUCAAGUACUCGACAAUGGAGCAGAGAAGGAUGAUUGCGCGAGAAUUAAAGGGAGAGUUCAAGGUCCUUGCUGAGGGCAAGUACUCAAAGUUCUUGAUCGCCAAGCUGAUAGAGAAGGGUGACCCCGAAAUCCGCGACUUGGUCAUCGUCGAGUUCUACGGCCACAUCAAACGCAUGAUCAACCACCCAGAAGCGGCGUGGAUAGUGGACGACAUUUACCGGCAAAUCGCAACCCCGGAGCAGAAGAGCCGCCUCCUCCGCGAGUGGUAUGGACCCGAGUUUUCUAUCAAAGGUCUAGGGACUCAAGGAACAGACAGUGGGGAACUCUCCGUCAUUUUGAAAGAGUCGCCCGAGAAGAGGAAACCCGUUAUGGAUUACCUGGAAAACCAGAUCAAUGCUCUCAUCCAAAAGAAGCUCACCGGUUUCACUAUGCUACACGACGCAAUGCUACAGUACUUCCUGGUUUGCGAGCCUGGUACAGAACAAGCAAACGCUUUCCUCGAGCACCUCAAACCUGACCCGACAAUCAAAGAAGGCGAAGAGGCCGACAAUGUGGAUUUGUUGAAAAACCUGGCAUUUACAAAGUCUGGUUCGCGGCUUAUGUCACUUUGCUUCGCCUAUGGCACAGCCAAAGACCGCAAGCUCUUCCUGCGACCAUACAAGGACACCAUUGAAACAAUGGCUUACGAUGCUAAUGCUCACCAUGUUCUUCUUGCUGCGAUGGCAGUCACAGAUGACACCAAGCUAUCGUCGAAAUCGAUCUUCAGCGAACUUCUACCAAGCAACGACACAUUGCCCGAGAAGGUGAUCAACUUGAUCAACGACGCUCGCGCUCGAACAGUCCUGCUAUAUCCAUUCGCGGCGGAUGCCAAGUGGUUGUUGGACGAUAACACACGAGAACGGCUGGCCGAGAUAUAUACCAUUCGCCAGAAGACCUCCAAGAAGGAUUCAAACACCCGUCUCCAGGAGAUUGCGAAGAACAUCGAACCUCAGCUACUGAGCGCCAUCACCGCACGAGCCUCUGAUUUUGCAUCUUUUACAUUCGGUUUACAGUUCAUGGGCGAAGUCCUCGUUGGUGCACCUGAGGUCGAGCCAGCAAAGCGACAAGAAGCGCUCGUAGAAGUCGCUCGCCUUUCCCAAUCAAUUCUUGACUCUGCGCUCCCUGCCUCCGCCGGUGAUAACAAGGCCACAAGUCACGGAAAGAACAUGCUCAAGACGCUCGUACAAGGUGGCAAGUUUGAUCCUACUACAAAAAAGGUUGUACCCGUAGAGCCUGCGCUUGGUUUUGCAGGUUUAUUAUGGGAUGAGAUCAAGAGCAAUGUCGUGGGCUGGGCCACUGGUCAAGGUUCGUUCGUCAUUGUCGCUCUGACCGAAGCAGAGGAGUUUGAUAGAAAGGACGAGGUUUUGAAGGCGCUCAAGAAGGCAAAGAAGCAGCUCGAGGCUGCCGCCAGCCCUCCGGGAGGUCAAGAGGCAGAAGCUAAAAACAAGAAGCAGAAGAAGGGCGAGAAGCCGGCGGCAAGCGCAAGAGGCAAUGCCGGCGCGAAGAUACUACUUGAAAAGUUGUAGAAUAGGCGUUUUAUCAGCGUGUCCGAGAAACACAACGAGAUUCCAAUGAUAUCAGAUUCAUUCCUUGAGCGGUAUUGAACUGUUGUUGAUGUGUGCAGUCCUCAC